Messenger RNA from Plenodomus lingam JN3, 282 nucleotides. Lineage: Eukaryota; Fungi; Ascomycota; Dothideomycetes; Pleosporales; Leptosphaeriaceae. The record is from RefSeq and is a predicted model, not a curated record.
AUGUCGCUACAGCUCGGAACUCCAGACCGUGGUACUGAGCACAAGCAUCGCUCGUUGCCGCCAUCAGAUCUGAGACAGAGCGGGAACCUCCGUCACACAUGCUUAUUGUGUGCUGGGUUGCACACCCUAGAGGCACUCAUCCGUGAUGCCUCAGGCGACGGCGGGCGACUGUAUGGUACUGUUGAGGAUGUGGGCGGUGGAAGGCGAGACUCUGCUCGAAGAGACUUCGACGGUGACUUGCAUCAACCAAAGCCGACGGCUGAUCGGUGGCCAGCGUCAUAG